UGAAAUAAUUUGUAGGAUAAUGUUGUUAAAGUGUGAUAAGUGUUGUUUAUUAAGCUGUACGGACGUUUCGAUACACAUACUUCUACUUGAUGCUGGGCGACAUGAGCGCCCUAUUUAAGUGUAGCACUGUUUUUGUUGAUUUUUUUUGUUAUCAAAACAUGUGUUAAUGUGCUGCGUGUGCAAUCAACAAACAGAUGUUCAUCUAGUUCACGUGUUAAUUGUGUAUUGCGCUAACAGCAAACUACCGUUCUGUAGAAACCGGAACAAAAAAUUUCACCAAUAAAAUGGCAGCAAACGUUACACGAAUCCUAGAUACCCGACCAAUAACGUCUACAGUUAUGGGAACACGGGAAAGCCUUUUACAGUUAUCUUUUAUUUAGGUUAUAGAACGGGGUUUCCAAUGUCAUGGUGGCAUUCACUCACUUCGGAAGAUGAGUGCAACCGACCAUUGGAAGGGGAGUUUUCUUUUCUCAGCCCAGAUAAUGCACAGAAACACUGCUGUGGAACGGUGUUGUAAAUAUGCAACUGUGUAAAGGCGAUUUAGCUUUAGUUUUAUACACUUUAAUGCAUAAUAUACUUUGGGAGGAAGAUACGUCGACCCACGUACGGUGGGCAGCAGGGUGUGUAUAAACAUUGAGUGGAGUUGUAGUCGAAUGGGAUCCUGACCUUUUGUAUUUUCUUUUGCGGAAAUUACGCUGGUCAAUGAUUGGAACUUUCUCUUUUGCUGGCAGUGAUAUUUUGUCUGUCUCUUUUGAUUCGUUCGUAUAUUCGUCAUGCACCGUAGAUCCACAUUACCACAGCAGUAGCAGCCUCCGAAAAGCACACGUUGGCUUUGGAUGGGGAAUCCCAUGUACACAUCUGUAGACUACGGGCAUUCAGAACUACUUUGUCGUGAUAAUCAUGUGUGUUAUUAUUUUAAGUAUUCAUUAUUCCAUGACGACUGAACGUGAUAUGAAAUCGCUUGCUUAUCAUGUUACAGGACGAUAAACGAUUCUAAUGAAAUGCGUUAAUCUUUUCAAAAUCUUCUCAUCAACGAGCAGGUUGACCCGUAAAGAAAUGAGUCCAGCAGGGUGCUAACAAGCCCGGCAGAAAGUUUCUGGGGCACCGGGUUUCGUGUUAAUUUGUAGGUCGUGUCUAUUCUAAACCUUGCACGGCGUAAAACAAGUUGUGAGCCGCUUGUCUUUUCCUCACAAGUAUUUUACGGUACGGUUUUUCGGUUGUUUCUGUCAGCAGACAUACGUUUUAGAUUAGGUUGAACAAAAGAAGAGUUAACAGACAAGUCAUUGUGCUGGCGUAAUCUUUUUACGCAGCGUUUGAGCGAAACCAUUACAGUUUAAGGUAAACACACACUCACACACACAUGAAUCGUCGAUCGAUCGUGAUGCGCCCGAAAAGAGAAAGUUUUACUCAUGGAUAUUAUAUCAUGACCGUCGUUUUGUUCCUUGACGCUGGGUCAGUUUUUUGAGUGCCAUGUUUCGAUGGAAGUGAAGGUGCUGUUUUGGGACAUUGUUUGUGACAUAGCUGUUUCGUUUGUGUGUGUGUGUUUUUAUAAAACUUUUUAAUACAAUCCUUAAGACGAAGUUGCUUUUUGAAAUUGCGGGAAAGCUUUGUUGAAUUUUCUUCAACAGGAUAUUUGAAUGUUUUUCGAGAAUUCAAAAGUGUGAGGAGACAUACGAGCAAGAUGAAUCACAAAGUUGGACAAAACAUGCUUGUUUUGGGGCUUGUGUUAAGCAAUCUGGUGAUCUGUACCUUGGCAUAUCCGCAACAGUACCAACAGCACACGGUGGAGCAGAGAAAGUUUGCGGAAAAACCGAACGCCAUUAAGAAAGUGGCGCUCGACGAUAUCGAUGAGAUACAGACCAACCAGAUACAGGAGGGCGGAUUUUCAUGGUCCAACAUGCUCGGGCUGCUGAUGCAAAUGAUUUUCAACGGAGGCGGUGGUGGCGGCGGAAAUGUGCCGACCAAGUCGGACGACAUCGACAACGGUGUGUCAUCGUUCGGUCAGUCGCCGUGGGCCAAUGUGAUUUCGGUUGGCCUGAAGAUUAUCACCACCCUGCUUGGCGGCGGCGGUGCCGGAGACGGCAUCGAUAAGGUCGACAACGGUGGUUCUCCGAUGCAGAACGUUCUAGCUGCCGUUUUCACAGCCAUGUUUGGCGCCAAAGAUCCGGACCAAGUAAAUACGAUGGCAAAACAGGCUGGCGAGUUCAUUAACAUCGUCGUAAAUCUGCUGGAUGCGCUGAAGACGUCGUUUUCCCAUCGUUCACUGACCGCCCGGAAUCUUGGCAAGAAGGACGUGAUCAGCGAUGCCACCGUUGCCAGUUUGAGCAUGAUGAAGGGCUACGUACGCAGCACGCGCAAUGCCGACGAUCGAUGCAUGCAAAAGUUUCUCUGUGAAGCAAACAUCGACUGCAUGGGCGCGAUCGGCGGUUCAAGCAUAUUCUGUCAAUUAGGCUCGUAUGCUACCAGCUACAUUCUAGAACGACAAACUGGCAAAUCGUUUGAAAGCUUUUACGAAGCUGGCAGGAACGGACGUUCCGGAUUCGAUUGCCGACAGUUGUACCUGGAAUGCAACGAAGUAUAAACCGAAGGACUUGCG
Molecule: messenger RNA, 2596 nt
Organism: Anopheles stephensi (Asian malaria mosquito)
Lineage: Eukaryota; Metazoa; Arthropoda; Insecta; Diptera; Culicidae
Exons: 5
Coding region: 1682-2581 (299 amino acids)
Source: RefSeq, a predicted model, not a curated record